Nelumbo nucifera (sacred lotus) is the source of this 846-nucleotide messenger RNA. Its product is annotated as small ribosomal subunit protein uS17-like. The record is from RefSeq and is a predicted model, not a curated record. Gene Ontology annotation, molecular function: structural constituent of ribosome. Gene Ontology annotation, biological process: translation. NCBI's taxonomy places the organism in Eukaryota, Viridiplantae, Streptophyta, Magnoliopsida, Proteales, Nelumbonaceae. Gene Ontology annotation, cellular component: cytosolic small ribosomal subunit; ribosome.
AUAAAAAGGCUCAUUGGGAGAUUAGGGUUUUAUUUCUUCGGCCGACUGCUGAGUCCUUCGUUUCUCCUUCUCCAAGGUUUUCUCUAAUCUCCUCUCGAUCAUGGCUGAACAGACGGAGAAGGCAUUUUUGAAGCAGCCGCAUGUGGGCAUAAGCUCGAAGAGAACUGGAAAGGGGAAAAGGCCCGGAAAGGGUGGAAAUCGUUUCUGGAAAAGCAUUGGAUUGGGGUUUAAGACUCCCAGGGAAGCCAUCGAAGGAACCUAUAUUGAUAAGAAAUGCCCUUUUACUGGCAAUGUUUCCAUUAGGGGUCGUAUUCUUGCAGGCACUUGCCAUAGUGCUAAGAUGAUGAGAACCAUUAUUGUCCGUCGAAACUAUCUUCAUUAUGUUAAGAAAUACCAAAGAUAUGAGAAGAGGCAUUCCAAUAUUUCUGCUCACAUUUCUCCUUGCUUCCGUGUGAAGGAAGGUGAUCACGUUAUCAUUGGCCAAUGCAGACCGUUGUCCAAGACUGUGAGGUUCAAUGUGUUGAAGGUCAUUCCUGCAGGAUCUUCUGGUGGCGGUGGGAAGAAGGCCUUCACUGCUAUUUGAAGUUGAUAGUCUGUUAUUUGUUACCCUGCUUUUGGCUGUUAGAACUUGGAACAUUCCCCUAGAGUUUUAGAUAUUGUAGAUGAGCAAUUAGUGACAGGUCCCUUGGACGCGGUUAUGAUUUCUUUGGAAUGGUAAUUUUAAUAUUUUGGUUUUGGCGGACGGGAUGCUUCCAGUAUCCGUUUUUGUUUUGAAUUUUAAAUCGACAUCAAUGAAGUCUAAAGAAUUGUUUGAAGGUGCACUAUACCGUUAAUUUUUCCCUUUUA